UUUUAAUUACACCAUAAUAGUUCAGAUGGCAGCGUAUAAGUCUGCCGUAACAACAAACCAAAUUACAUUGUGCCUUCUUAGAAGUAAAAUCUCCGUUUUACUACCUUCGAGGUAUUGUUGGAAACAAUAGCGUGAGAAAAGUUCCAACCCAAAUCAACGUUUCUUAUCACCACUACUAAUUCUUGAUACAAACGAAGUUAAGAUAUGAUUCAAAGAGGAAGCCCGCCUCCUCAGAAGCAAGAUGAACGCCCGGCUGCACGCCGCCCUCACAAUGCUUAAUAAUCUCGCAGCUAAUUCCCUUCAGAGUUAAGGAAUAAAUACUCCCGUCCUGUUGGGAAUUGAUUUAAAUGAGCUCUCUCUGCAGCAAAAUUCAAACAUACAAAGAAAGGAAUACGUUUGAAAACAACACGUACUGAAGAAAUAUUCGCUCAGUGAUCAAAGGAGACAAAUUAGAACAACGUUGGUGGACUUCAGAGGCUGUUUUUAAGGAAAUUGCCAGAAUGUCAGGCUCCAAACACGAAACAAUAAAACAAGUCAAAAACAUAGCGCGUCUGGCAGAAGACAUGAGUCUGCUGGCCACUGUGCCUGAGCUGUAUGAUGUUCACUUUUUGCUUGGAAAAGACAAAGAAUGCAUGGGUGGUGUAAAAGCUAUAUUAGCUGCAAGAAGUCGGGUGUUUUUCAACAUGUUGUACGCUGGACAAAGUGUUUGUGGAMGAGGAACAGAAUCCAGCACUCCAAGCAAGAAGACCCCCAAGAAACAACGAGGUUUUUCCCUCCUUAAGCGUGAUAGUAAAACGCCAACAAAACCUGCGAAGAUGCGUGACAGUUCCACUACGACAAUUCCUAUUGAGGAUUUUGAAGCUGAUGAGUUUGGUCGUUUAAUGGAGUUUUUGCACUGCGGACGGUGCACUCUGGCAUCGCACUGCAAUGUGGGAUUGAUAGCCGCGGCAGAGUUCUUUGCAGUUGAAGACUUACAACUUGCCGCGUCAAGUUUCAUGGACAAGUGCAUCACUAUUGACAACGUCUGUCAAUUUCUGUGUGACGCAGAAAAAUAUGUUCAAUUCAAGUCCAUCAAAAUGGUAGUACCCAAGCUUCUCGAGUUCACAGCCCUCAAUGCUSGCGAGAUACUAGGCCGAGUAUCUUUCUGUAACCUUCCACAACACGUAGUGCGCUUGAUUUUGGCGCGAAAAGAUUUAAAUGCUACUGAAUGGGAGAAGUUUACAGCGGCUUUAUCUUGGGGCCAUGCGCACUGCGAUAAAAACCCUGGGGUGAGUUUGAAAGAAGCUCUGCAGUCCGUGGUCGACUGCAUUGAAUUCUACAAAAUACCCACAAUGCGACUGAUGCAGGAAGUCCGUCAGAUGGACAUCGUUCCUGAUCACAUUCUGAUGAAAGCCUUGGCCUAUCAAGCUGACCCAUCUAGUAUUAACCCCAAGCAAUCCCAGCAUUCCAGAGGACCUAAACAAGCUAAUACUGAUAUCACGCUAAAUAAUAAUAACGUAACAAAAAUAAACCAGGACAAAAAGAAUACUAUAGUUGAGCGUUUACUCAAAGGUUGAUGGACUAGAAGAUAACCGUUUUGUACAAACUUAUGAAUUUGACGCAAAAUUGUAAAAAAAGUCACAAAUGUUCAGUUUCAUCGUUUUGCAAACGAUGUUAACAUUCAUGUGUAGCAAGUAAAAUCACCAGUAGUAAAAUAUUAUGACUAUACAUGUAUCAUUUGUUACAAUACUCUCCCMGUUAAAAUAUUCUCUAUAAUUUCUACAGAGAAACAUUCGCGUUUGCCGAGAACAUUUUUGUGUACCUCGAAUAAUCAAAUUAACAUUGUAAAAGCUAAAUAUAAUACUGAAAUUAUGAUAAUGUUAUUAAUACAAAAUAUUUUACAAGAGCGGAAUUCACAGCUAGAUGUGCAGACAUUGCUGACAUGAUCUACUGUCCGACUGAAAAACCUUUAGUGAUAUUUAAAAGAAUUUAAAGCUUAUUUAGUUCUCAAGGAUUGUUCAAUGUCUAUUUUGUGUAUUAAAAUCGUUCUCUUUGACU
Exaiptasia diaphana is the source of this 2037-nucleotide messenger RNA. RefSeq names its product serine-enriched protein. The record is from RefSeq and is a predicted model, not a curated record. NCBI's taxonomy places the organism in Eukaryota, Metazoa, Cnidaria, Anthozoa, Actiniaria, Aiptasiidae. Gene Ontology annotation, molecular function: protein binding. The coding region runs from base 501 to 1556 and encodes 351 amino acids. The transcript has 3 exons.